Manis pentadactyla (Chinese pangolin) is the source of this 4137-nucleotide messenger RNA. Its product is annotated as eukaryotic peptide chain release factor GTP-binding subunit ERF3A-like. The record is from RefSeq and is a predicted model, not a curated record. Bases 315 to 926 code for a protein of 203 amino acids. The transcript has 2 exons. NCBI's taxonomy places the organism in Eukaryota, Metazoa, Chordata, Mammalia, Pholidota, Manidae.
ACGGGAGGCGGCGAGGGGUCAAUCUGCGCGGUAGUGGGGUGGCCGGUGAGGCAGUCAGAGGUGCCUGGGUUGGGUGGAAGGACAUCGGCUCGCACACACGAGGAGGGUUGAGCCGCCGCCGCCGCCGCCGCCUUUGUCGCGAGUGCGAAGUAGGGACUGGAGCUGCUGCCGCGGUGACGCCGGGGACUCUGUCGCUAGCCCUCAGCCCUUCUGUCUCCCACUUCCCCGGGUCAGCGCGGCCUGCUCCUCCCCGGCCCGUCGCCCCCGCCUCCAUUUCCCGCCCUCUCUUCACCACACACACGGUCCCCCCGAUCAUGGAUCCGGGCAGUGGCGGCGGCGGCGGCGGGGGCAGCAGCAGCGGGAGCAGCAGCGACUCAGCGCCCGACUGCUGGGACCAGGCGGACAUGGAAGCCCCCGGGUCGGGCCCGUGCGGCGGCGAAGGCGGCCCCUUGGCGGCGGGGGCCGCCGAGGCCCAGCGUGAGCACCUCAGCGCGGCCUUCAGCCGGCAGCUCAACGUCAAUGCCAAACCCUUUGUGCCCAACGUCCACGCCGCCGAGUUCGUGCCGUCCUUCCUGCGUGGCCCGGCCCAACCGGCGCCGGCGCCGGCGCCAACCACCACGGAGCCUGCAGUGGCGCGGGAGGCCCUUCGGGCAAAGGGGCCGGGACGCGGAAGCAGCCGAGCGGGAGGCCGGAGCCCACCUUGGUGGGGUGUGGGGACACGUCUGCGGUUCGCCUCGCAGGGCGGGGUACGCGCGGCCUCGGGGCCCGGCGGCACGUGGGGCGCUGACAGCGGCGCCGGGCGCGGGCAGCCCUGUGUGGGGCGGCCCGGGCGCGGCGGAGGGCCUGGAGGAGCGGUAGCUGCGUGUCGGCGACAUGGGAGGGAUCUAGAGCCCGUCCCUUCCCCGGGGGCCGCAGCUACCUACUAGAACUGAAAACCGUAUGGGACGGAGAGGGCCCGCGGCCAUCAGUACCAUGAGGCCCAGACGUGGGACAACUGGAACCAGGAGGUGGGUGGGCGUUGAGCGAGCCAGACUCAAGGAGCUGGGAGGACGAGCGCCCGACUUUUCCUUCACCUUAUGCCUAGAUAAAUGGACAUCAUAAAAGUCUCUGGGAGUUUAGCUUCUUCAGAAACUUGCCACAGUUUCUGUAUUAGAGGCAGAGAGCUUGGAGAAGUACUUCUGUGAAGUAAGUACAUAUAUGAGCACAGUUUGAAUUUGGUUGUUUGAUUUUCUUGAUGUUUUGCCUUUUAACAAGGAAACUUAGUAUUUAUUUCUUUGCUUAGAUCAAGCAGUUUGGCCUACUUAAAUAAAGUUCACUUACCAGCCCCUAAAAGUGCCCGGUUCCCCAUACCUUAUCAUGCAGAUUCCUUUUAUCCAGCCAUUUUCUUGUUUCUUUUUUGGCCGUCCCUCCUCACUCUGGAGCCACCAGCACCACUCUGGCUAGACUUGGAACUCCAUUUCCAGCUUGUCCAUCCAUCAGCCAGUGAGUCAGGAAGGGACAGCCAUCCUCAGAGCAGUGAUCUGGAGUAGACAUUGUUGGGUGACUAGGUAGGUAGGUUGGGUGACUGUUAGGUAGAAGAGCUGUCUUUCCUCUUACUGGCAUUUGCCAACUUGCUGGUUUAUUCUUAAUCCUUUUCUCUGUGACACUGUUAGAAGUGGAGAUGUAAAAAUAUCUAAGGAAGCGGUUAUAAGAGAAGUACUUUCUUUGUUACUUGGUGGUCAGUUUUUUUCAGUUAUAUCAAACUGUUUUGGUGUUACUGACUUUGUCAACUGCUUCUACAAAAUGCCAGUUCAUAUUUUUAAAAGUGUCCUCCUUAGGGUUGUCUAUUGGAAAAGAAUGGUUUCUAAAUUGAGGUCCAGAGAGAUGUGGGACUGUUGGAUUGCAUGUUUGAACCCAUAGAGGUCCAUAAAGUACCACCAUCAUAGCAGAGAACUAUGCCUGGAAGAAGCAAAGAAAAAAAUUGGAACUUGCCCUUAGAAAUUUACAAAGGGGGAGCCAUAAAAGUUGCAAGUUUUUUUAUAGUGAGGAAAUAAACAGAAGGGGAGCAUCUUUUCUUUGGUUGUUAAGCCCUUGUUGAGAUUUGUUGUGGGUCCCUGUUUUUAAACUAGAUAGGAGGAAGAGCUCUUGAAGGAGGAAGUCUAGAGGUAGAACACUGAAUGACUUCCUAACUGUUCCUGUCUAGGAUGAAUAUCUGUCAUUUCUCCUGAAAACAGGCUAGUUGGGUUUUUCUGGUGGUUCCUUGAGCAGCCAGUUGCCAUAAAUGUUUUUGCACAGUGUCAGAAGGCUGCUGGGUGGUUAUGCCUGUUUCCAGCCAUCCCAAGUCAAAACUUGGGAUUCCGUGUUGAUCUUAGCUCUCAGAAAAAGUAAUACAGGUUUCCAACGGAAUGAUUAAGUAGAAUACAAAUUAAGUGUAACCAAGUGUAAUUCAUUUAAGUUCAGUUCUCUACAGAUCCAAGUAAAUUGACUACGUGAUGCUCUUUAAAGUAGAAGUCCUGAAAUGAAUGAAAAUGUGGAAGACAAGGGUUGUGUGUAAGAGAACAAACAUUUUCUAUGCUAGAAUGUACAUAUUUUACUUAUUUUGAGUUUCAAUUUGCACACAGUUCAUUCUUUUUUAUUGUUGAAUGAGAAGUAAGUUUAGCGAUUUAAUUCAGGAUUACUUGGUGUCUUAGUCCAUUUGGGCUGCUGUGUAGUACAGUACCACAGACUAGGUAGCUUGUAAACAAAAUUUUUAUCCCUCACAGCUCAGGAGGCUGGAAGACCGUGAUCAGGGUGCCACCCUGGUCAGAUGAGGGCCUCCUUCCCUCUCUCAGAUCAGAUUGCUGACUUCUUGUUCUCACAUGGUGGAAGGGGCAAGGGAGCUCCCUGGGGCCUCUUUUAUAAAGGAGCUGUUUGUAAAAUGCAUUCUUGAGGGCUCUGCCGUUAGGACUUAUGUCCUCCAAAAAAACCCCACCUAAGUCCAAUACGUGAGGCAUUAGAAUUUCAACAUAUGAAUUUUGGGGGGGACACAAACAUUUCAGAGCAUAGCACUUGGACUUGUAGAGCAUCCAGGCUUCUGUAGUAAUGGUGUGGUGUCCUUUCCACCACCGCACCCUUAGCAUCUCUCAGAACUCUGCCAGUAAAAAAUGAAUAUAGAAUAAAAAUAAAACCAGCGGUCCUCAGAGGAGGAACUAUCUCCAAAACAUAGCACAUUGUAUUAUGGAACCUGAAUUUUAAAGAGAAAUGUUCUGUUUCAUAGUACUUGGUUUUUGAUGGGUGUCUUUUAAUGGGGAAGGAAUGUUCUUUUUUUUAGUGACAGAGAUAUAAUUCACAUAUCACAGAAUUCACUGUAGUGGUUUUUAGUAUAUUCACAAAGUUAAUGCAACCGUCACUACUACGUGGUGGUUGCUUGUUAAUCACUGAGUAGUCUCAAAAGUGACCUCUUCAGGGUCACCAGAGUAGAGUGCAGAAUCUUACAUAAUUGCUUUGUUCAGAAGGCCUCUUAGGCUUUAUUAUGAUUUUAAGUGAUACCUGUUGACUGAGAGAUAAGUUUAGACAGAAGAUAGGUGAGGUUCUUGACUGGAUUUUCCUUUUCCCAUGAGACUGAAAUCCCUGCAGUAACAAAGUCUUCAGUGGGACAGUAAGUAAAGUAGGCAGAGAAGGUGAGGGGAAAAUACUGUUCCAGGAGUGUUAUUUCUUUUCCUGCCUCGUUUUCUAGCUAGUUAUUUCUUACCUUGACUUAACCAAUUAUUAGAUUUGGGCUCUUAUUUCCUGAUUUUACAUGCUUGCAAUGGCUCCAGCGUGAGGAUUUAGGGAGUAAGCGAAGGCAUUACAUGAACCAGUGCUUUCCUUGUGAGCAGCUAUUUGAACUGGUAAGAAAUUUUGAUUGAGAAUAGGCCCUCUUUGGAGCAGCUUUUAUUUACUGCAGCUUUUGUACAUGGCUUUCUUCUGUCCCUUGUUUUUCACCUUCUCUGGAAUUGUACUGCAAGAAAAGAUAGCGAUUAAAAUUUCUCAGGGCGAGUUAGGGAAGUAGAGUAGAUGACAAGUUUUAAGUCUUGUUUUGUUUUUGUUUGCUGGGGAGGAAAUGUCUUAAAGUGUUAAAAUAUUACUGUUUUUCUAGUCGAAGAGAAAGGAAUGAAAAGGAUUCGAUAGUCUUUUGUG